Toxoplasma gondii ME49 is the source of this 1044-nucleotide messenger RNA. Its product is annotated as nuclear movement family protein. Gene Ontology annotation, biological process: protein folding. Bases 1 to 1044 code for a protein of 347 amino acids. Lineage: Eukaryota; Apicomplexa; Conoidasida; Eucoccidiorida; Sarcocystidae. The record is from RefSeq and is a predicted model, not a curated record. Gene Ontology annotation, cellular component: cytoplasm. The transcript has 4 exons.
AUGGACACCCCGACACUGGACGAGGCGAUGACCGAUUCGCGUUUCGACGGCCUCUUCACGACCGUGGCGCAGCAGGCUGGCGGAAUCGACGGCCUGUUCGGCUACUUCUUCGGCUUCCUUCAGCGGAAGACGGAUUUCUUCUCGGCAGGAAAAACCAACUGCCGAGAGGUUAUGGACAAAGUGUUUGAAGAGGGAUGGCGACGAUCCGAGGAGAGGAAGGAGUUGGAGCGGAAGCGACAGCGCGAGGCUGAGCAGGCAAGGAAGAAGCAGGAGGAAGAGAAGCGCGUAGCCGCGGCUGCGGCCUCCAGCCGACCCGCUAGGGUGAACAAGAUCGAGGAACUCACAGAGGAAGAAGAGCGAGCCUUCAACCCAGACUAUAAGCCGCCGGCAUCAGCCUCGCAGCAGGCGACCUCCGCGACGGCUUCAGAAGUUCCUAAGACGCAGAAGAAAGAAGACGCAGACGGAAGUCGAGACGAAGACGACGAAGACAACGGGCCGCCUCCCGAGGGGAACGGCGGCAAGACAGAAAAAUACACCUGGACGCAGACCCUGGGCACCGUCGACGUUUACAUUCCUGUCCAGGAAGGAACGAAAGCGUCUAACUGGGAUGUGAAGAUCGGCGCAGGGACGCUGAAGGUUGGCCUGAAGGGACAGACACCUCUCGUCGACGGAAAACUCCACAUGAAGGUGAAACCGGACGACUGCAUGUGGACUCUGGAGGACAAGAAAGUCAUCCACCUGAAUCUGGAGAAAGUCGACAACAUGCGCUGGUGGUCCUGCGUCGUUCAAGGAGACCCAGAAAUCGACACAAAAAAAAUUGUCCCUGAGAACUCGAAGCUCAGCGACUUGGACGCCGAGACGAGGUCGACGGUGGAGAAGAUGAUGUACGACCAGCGGCAGAAGGCGGCAGGGUUGCCGACGAGCGACCAGCAGAAGCAGGCCGAGUUGCUCGAGAAAUUCAAGAAGGCACACCCGGAAAUGGAUUUCUCCAAAGCAAACAUCAACUGGGGAAACUCUGGGUGGGGCAGCGGCUUGCCCAUGUAG